Hibiscus syriacus is the source of this 945-nucleotide messenger RNA. Its product is annotated as MATH domain and coiled-coil domain-containing protein At2g05420-like. Lineage: Eukaryota; Viridiplantae; Streptophyta; Magnoliopsida; Malvales; Malvaceae. Bases 1 to 945 code for a protein of 314 amino acids. Gene Ontology annotation, molecular function: protein binding. The record is from RefSeq and is a predicted model, not a curated record. The transcript has 6 exons.
AUGGAAGAGUUUUUGAGAAAACCCGAGAUCAUAAGAGUUACAAGAGAUGUUCCGCCAGCUCACUAUAUAUUCAGCAUAGAGUCGUUCUCUUUGUUAGUUGAUACAGGGGUGACAAAAUAUGAAUCCCAUGCAUUUGACGUUGAGAAUUAUAAAUGGAGACUGUCACUGUACCCAAAUGGAAACAAGAAAAGCAAUGGCGAGGGGUUCAUCUCCCUUUACUUACAAAUUGAUGGGAUUGAAAAUUUUCCUUCUACUUGGGAAGUAAAUGUUAACUUUAGGUUCUUCAUACAUGAUCAAAUUCGUGACAAAUAUUUAACCAUCGAAGAAAGUGAUGGGGUGAUCAAGCGAUAUUACAAGAUGAAAACAGAAUGGGGCAUUGCUCAAUUGGUGGGUUUGGAUCACUUUAAGGAAGCCUCAAAUGGGUACUUGGUUGAGGAUUGUUGCACAUUUGGGGUCGAAAUCUUUGUGAUUAAACAAACAGGAAGAUUGGAGCGUGUUUCAAUGCUGAAGCACCCUCCCAACAAUACAAUCACUUUCCAACUCCAUAACUACUCACGUUCAUUCUCUGAAUACUAUACCUCUAAUGUUCAAACUAUUGGGGACUCAAAAUGGGAAUUGAUAGUUUAUCCUAGAGGACGGGGAAUAUGGAAGAAUGCAUCACUUUCGGUGUACUUGAGGUCGAUCGAGGGUUACAACAACAAGCUUCCAUCCCAAGGAAAGGUGUAUGCAAAAUACAAUUUUAGGGUCAAGGACCGUUACAAUUACGCUAACACCAGGGAAUAUACAGGAUCACAUUGGUUUACUAAUUUAGCUUGUCAAAGCGGUUUUAAAUACUUCAUGGGACUGUUUACUCUACAAGAUAGAUCAAAAGGCUACCUUGUUAAUGAUUGUUUGACGGUGGAAGCUGAGAUUAUUGUAGUUUCUAAAGUCGAACUUUUCUUAUAG